Molecule: messenger RNA, 555 nt
Organism: Dromiciops gliroides (monito del monte)
Lineage: Eukaryota; Metazoa; Chordata; Mammalia; Microbiotheria; Microbiotheriidae
Product: interferon lambda-1-like
Exons: 5
Coding region: 1-555 (184 amino acids)
Biological process (GO): cell surface receptor signaling pathway via JAK-STAT; innate immune response; defense response to virus
Molecular function (GO): cytokine activity
Source: RefSeq, a predicted model, not a curated record
AUGUUUUCCAAAACUCUCGUGCUGCUGUUUUCUCUGAUCUCUGGGGUGAUCUCGAGGCACCUGGCCCCGACCCCCACCAACCCUCCCAAUGAGAGAGGUUGUCAGAUCAGCCAAUUCAAGUCUCUUUCACCUCGGGAGCUGGAUGCCUUCAAGGUGGCCAAGAACGCCUAUGAGGAAUUCAUGCGUCAGAAAGGGAGGAAAUGUAGCUCCAAACUAUUCCAUAGGAACUGGGACCUUCGGCAACUACCGCUGUCAGAUCGUCUCAUAGUCCUAAAGGCUGAACUGAAAUUGACUCUGGAGACUUUGAAAGCCAUGGAUAACCCUGACCUGGAGAAGGUCCUGGCUCAACCUCUGCAAACGCUCAGCCACAUCAACCAGGAGAUCCAAAGCUGUGUUACUCCCCUGCCUUCUAGAGGACCCAAGCCUUCUGGCCGACUCUGGCUACAUAGACUCAAUGAGGCCAGGAAGAAGGUGAGAAUCUCAGGGUUGCCUAGAAGCUUCAAUCAUACUCAACCUCUUCCGACUCGUGAACCAAGAUCUCCACUCUGUUGGUGA